Molecule: messenger RNA, 2107 nt
Organism: Branchiostoma floridae (Florida lancelet)
Lineage: Eukaryota; Metazoa; Chordata; Leptocardii; Amphioxiformes; Branchiostomatidae
Product: solute carrier family 13 member 2-like
Exons: 15
Coding region: 83-1969 (628 amino acids)
Biological process (GO): monoatomic anion transmembrane transport
Cellular component (GO): membrane
Molecular function (GO): transmembrane transporter activity
Source: RefSeq, a predicted model, not a curated record
GUGCAGUUGUUUUUACCUGUCCGAAGUGCAAUAAUGUUACCCACAUUCAACUGUACGCUAUGAGCAUCGCGAAUACAAAACAAUGGGGUGUAAAGAAACCUUAAGAGAGUUGUUUUCCUUUAAGACGUCGGUGGUGUUUUGGUUGGUGCCUAUUGCAGCCUGUCCUCUACCGAUCUCCUAUGCAUGGACGGAGUUCUACAUGCCAGCAGCAUGUGCCUACGUCAUCAUCAUCAUGGCGGCUUAUUGGAUGUUCGAAGUGGUGCCAUUGGCUGUGACGGCGCUCCUUCCCAUGAUCCUCUUCCCGGUGAUGGGGAUCCAACCGUCAUCAGAAGUCUGUUUGAACUACUUGAAGGACAAUUCAGUGUUGCUCCUUGGAGGGUUGCUGGUGGCUAUCGCAGUGGAGAAGUGUAACCUGCACACGAGGAUCGCACUCAGGAUCCUGCUGCUGGUCGGAUCAGAACUGCAGUGGGUGAUGUUUGGCUUCAUGGCCGCCACGGGGCUGUUGUCCAUGUGGAUCAGUAACACUGCCGCCGCCGCCAUGAUGACCCCCAUAGGUCAGGCCGUGCUGGACCAACUCUUCAGCGAAGAGAGAAGGCGGCAGCAGGAGGAAUCUGACGAUGAAUGUUCUCCAUUAAUAAUCACUGACGAAGACAUUGAAAACAACCACCAUAUUGUUCCAAGCUCAACCUUAGAGAAUGGACACCAUCCGGUAAUGACUGAUUAUGAGUCAAUCGCUGAUAUCGCUGUUCAACCUCUGGACGAAGCAAACAUCUCCGUAGAUCUUGAAACAGACAGUAAACCUGUUGGGACGGAACACGAGUCUGUCCGUCAACUGAAGAUGAGGAAAGCCAUGUUGCUGUGUGUUGCCUACGCCGCUAACAUCGGCGGCAUCGCCACUCUACCAGGGACGCCUACCAACAUCAUUGUUGCCGAGCAGGUGCAAAUUGCGUUUCCGGACAGUCCUGGGAUCGACUUCGCCACGUGGUUCUUCUUCGGAUUCCCGGUCGCAAUUCUCUGCCUUCUUCUAGCCUGGUUAUGGCUUAUCAUCAUCUUUGUAGGGUGCAGAGUCUGGUGCCGGGCAGAGAAAAACAAAGGCGCUCAGAGAGUUAUCCAGAAAGCUUACAACGAUCUUGGAAGCAUGACAUUUGCAGAGAAAGCCGUCCUGUUCCACUUCAUUUUGCUCGUCCUUCUCUGGUUCUUCCGAGACCUCAGCUUUGUGAAGCUGGAGAACGGCAGGGUGGCUGGGUGGACUUACUUCUUCAGGGAAAAAUAUGUGACGGACAGCACGCCGGCCGUUAUGGUGUCCUUCGCGCUGUUUUUCUUCCCAUCCAAGCUACCGAGGUUCCUGUGUUGCAGAAGACAAUCCGACAAAGCCAGACCCGGUCCCGUACCAGCUUUACUAGACUGGCGGUCAGUGCACGAGAAAAUGCCGUGGAACGUUCUACUGUUGCUAGGGGGUGGCUUCGCACUUGCGGACGGGGUUGGGGUGUCUGGUUUGUCCACCUGGCUGGCGGAACAGUUCACUCGGCUGGAGGGGGUGCCAGGUUGGGCCAUCUGUGUCCUGGUCUGCGUCUUUAUUGCCCUGUUCACGGAGGUGGCGAGUAACACGGCUUCCGCCAGCAUCUUUCUCCCUAUCUUAGCAAAAAUGGCCGAAGCACUCUGUGUGAACCCAUACUUUCUGAUGGUCCCAGCAGGUAUUGCGGCUUCAUUCGCCUUCAUGUUGCCCGUGGCAACGCCUCCAAACGCCAUCGUCUUCGGGUAUGGGAAACUGACAGUGCCGGACAUGGCAAAGGCAGGCCUCGCCAUGAACAUCUCUUGCCUUUUGGUGCUGCUGAUCUUCAUCAACACCCUGGGUAUCCCGGUCUACAAUGUCAACUCGUUCCCAGAGUGGGUACCAAGCUGGCCGAUUUGCAACGCCAGCAACAUUACAGUGCCGAACACUACCACAACUGCUAUGUUUACGUUCUGAGCUUAGGAUAUUGAAGUUUUCUUUUACACAAUCAUUUUUGUCCUACUUGCUUAUGUUUCGAUGUCUGUCAGACAUCUUCCUCAGGGCCUCUAAAGCUAAGGGCACAACCCGCCGUACGUGCAAAUACAUGCUGUCUAG